AUGGUUGGCAACACGUACCCGUAUACGUCCGAUGAUUGGGGGGAAGACAUAUCUCUCGCUUCUGCAUCUGGAAUUGACGGCUUUGCCUUGAACGUCGGCGUCGAUGAUUUUCAAAAAGAUCAAGUUGCCGCUGCAUACGCUACUGCCCAACAGUCAGGUCUGGAUUUCAAGUUGUUCCUCUCUCUUGACAUGACGUCACUGCCGUGUGCAACUGCAGACGAUGCCCAGUCGAUACGAUCAUGGGUACAGACAUACACGACGCACAGUAAUCAGCUUAUAUAUGAUUCCCGUGCAUUGGUCUCUACGUUCUCCGGAGAGUCUUGUACAUUCGGCCAGAGCAGCGUUGCAGAGGGAUGGAAGUCCCAGUUUGUUCAGCAUUCCGACCUUCAGGGCCAGAUCUUCUUUGUCCCGUCUUUCUUCGUAGAUCCAUCGACCUUUUCGGAUUACAAAGAUGUCAUGGACGGAGAUUAUAAUUGGAAUUCCGGCUGGCCUGUGGACUUGACGACGUCUGUUGCUGAUGCGAUCUUGGCGAACGCAAGUUCUUCCACCAGCGGGAGCGCAGCCAAUGCCUCUUUGAUUGCAGCUACAGUGGUUUCAGCGACAUCUAACGCCGAAUCGCUGCUCAGUCGGUUCAUCGGUUCAACAGAAACAGAUCAACAACAUCUGGAGGCAUUGACAGCCCUUUCAGAUGGGCUCUCCUCCCGAGCUGAGUCCAGUUCCGAGCCUGUAUAUAUGGCUGCUGUCUCUCCUUGGUUCUUCACACAUUACGGCCCUGAUACUUACAACAAAAAUGCAAGUGCCUUCGUCUACCUAUCUGACGAGCACCUAUACUCCCGGCGCUGGGAAUCCUUGGUUGAGUCUAGGGAUUCUAUCAGCAUUGUGGAGAUAAACACUUGGAACGAUUACGGCGAAUCACAUUAUAUCGGACCCAUUAAGGGUGCUCAACCUAACAGCGAAGCAUGGACGAACGGUAUGAAUCACACAGCAUGGUUGGGGUUGACCGCAUAUUAUGCCUCUGCCUUCAAGACUGGUGCUUAUCCGACGAUCGAGAAGGACCAAAUCUACAUGUGGUCGCGGCCUCACCCUGCAGCUGCAGAGGCACCUGAUUCUGUAGCCCAGCCCACCAAUUACCAACUGUUCCAAGAUUACGUUUGGGCUGUCGUCCUUACCACUGCUCCGUCGUCUGUGACGCUGAGCACUUCGGAUUCUUCGUCCCAAACGUUUGAUGUUCCUGCCGGUCUAAGCAAGCUCUCCGUUCCUAUCAGUCCCGGUGAUACGAUGAAAGGAACGAUUGUCAGAGACGGCCAGACUGUGGUCGAGCUGAACGCCGACAGCUUUACCUUCGAAGGUAGCCCACAGACAUAUAACUUUAACGCUUUCGUCGCUAGUGCAAGCGCCGAGUAA
Messenger RNA from Desarmillaria tabescens, 1404 nucleotides. RefSeq names its product glycoside hydrolase. Gene Ontology annotation, molecular function: glucan endo-1,3-alpha-glucosidase activity. The coding region runs from base 1 to 1404 and encodes 467 amino acids. The transcript has 7 exons. Lineage: Eukaryota; Fungi; Basidiomycota; Agaricomycetes; Agaricales; Physalacriaceae. The record is from RefSeq and is a predicted model, not a curated record.